Messenger RNA from Ostertagia ostertagi, 501 nucleotides. Lineage: Eukaryota; Metazoa; Nematoda; Chromadorea; Rhabditida; Trichostrongylidae. The record is from the annotation of a GenBank genome assembly.
AUGGCGGCAGCGAUCACUUUAGUUAUUGUGAUGAUCAUUGCUUUAUCAUUGAUGGUGUAUUGUACGAUGUCUAUAGUAGAAGCUGCCAGACAGGGUCUCGAUACAAGAACUCGAAGAAUUCAAGUACAGCUCUAUCGUACUCUGAUUGCACAGGACAGAAGUAACGUACAGCUCACAGUGUAUCAAGUGCAUCUAUGCCACAUCCUUCCACUGAGCAAGUGUUUCCGAUUGUUUUCCGCUUUUCAGUCACUUAUUCCUUUCUUGUUCAUUCACGUGCCAUUCUAUCUUUGCGUGUUGGCACCUUUGGUCCAUGUAGACACCGGUGUGGCGUCUGACUUCCUGCCAUUUCUAUUUGCAUGGAGUCCUGCUAUUAAUCCACUGAUAGUUAUGUACUUUGUCCGUGACUAUAGAAAGUUCGUGCUGAGUAAGGUUAUGCGACUGCGACGCGAUAUUCCAUCCGCCACAAACAGUGUAUUCCCGACUGCCACCAAGAGACCAUAA